AUGGCAUCCUAUCUCCAGAAGCUGCGUCGACAGUCCAAACAUCUGAUACCCCAAACCGAACCCAAGUCUGCAGAGACCAAGGUCCAAGAUGCAACCCGAACCGACGAGACUGCUGUUGGACCCAGCGCAACAGUCCCACCUGAGCCAACCGUCACAGAACCCACCGAAGAAGCAGGCGCCGAACCUGUCCUGGAUGCAGAGGACCAGAAGUUUUUGGAACGUUUGGCUGCCAUAGCAGAUGAGCCCGAAGGCCCCGCACCUCCGCUGCCAACACGUCCUACACAGCCCACCGAAGUCAUAGACAGCAGCGGGCAGAAGCAAGUCGGUCGCGAUGCCCAGGAAGCUCUGAUGGAUGGCGCAGAUAAAGUUGCACUUCCCACGAGCCCACCAGAGACAGCUGCUGACGAUGGUGUCAAGGGCAAAGGGAAGGGAAAGGGCGUCAUGUCAUACUUCUCCAACAAGUUUGGCAAGAAGGACGAGAAGGCUUGGACUAAGAUGGGCAUCGAUAAGAAGCAGCCUGUUAUCACAGCCAAGGACAAAUCACAGUUUGCAGACGAUCUCCAAGCUGCUGCUGAGGCAUCCCGAAAUGCCAGCCUUACAGAGAAGCAAAAGGAAGACAGGGAACUUACCGAUGUUCUCGACCAGCUGAACCUCUCUGCAGUCAAUAACCGCGUCUUCUCCUUCAGCAAGGAGUCGGAGGAGCUGCUCAAUAAGUUCACUCAAGUCCUCAAAGACCUUGUCAAUGGUGUUCCAACAGCAUACAACGACCUUGAAAAGCUCUUCACAGACUACGACAACCAGCUGAAGAAGAUGUAUGGCAGUCUCCCGCCCUUCCUCCAGAACCUCGUCAAGAGCUUGCCUGCUAAGCUCACAGCGACCUUGGGUCCUGAAAUCCUGGCCGCUUCAGCAGAGAAGCCUGGCUAUGAUGCAAAGACAGCAGGUAACGGCACCAAGUCGAAGAAAUCCAGGAUCCCAUCCAUCCCGACUCUGAAGUCUCUCGUAACGGCGCAAGGCGCUGUUGCGACUGCACUCAGAAGCAUUGUUAGCUUCUUGAAACUCCGCUUCCCAGCUUUGGCAAUGGGGACCAACGUUGUCAUGAGCUUGGCUGUGUUUGUUCUUCUGUUCGUAUUCUGGUACUGCCAUAAGCGUGGCCGCGAAACUCGUCUCGAGAAGGAACGCUUAGCCGCUGAAGACAGCCAACCUGGUGGCAGCAGCGCUUCCUCCAUCAAUGAUGAGGCCGAUUCUAUCUUUGGUGAUAAGCCCAAGGGGAAUGGCGGGGAUGCAGACUUACCUAAGCCUCCGCUGGUCAUUUCAGAUGACGAGGAUACGAACGGGUCAUCUGCAUCUGCUGCAGAUUUACCCAGCGUUUCUCAUCUGCCCGAUCCAAAGGAUGGACAAGUUCCCGUUCCCGCGACACCAGCACAGCAGAAGUAA
Molecule: messenger RNA, 1434 nt
Organism: Plenodomus lingam JN3
Lineage: Eukaryota; Fungi; Ascomycota; Dothideomycetes; Pleosporales; Leptosphaeriaceae
Source: RefSeq, a predicted model, not a curated record